Molecule: messenger RNA, 27604 nt
Organism: Seriola dumerili (greater amberjack)
Lineage: Eukaryota; Metazoa; Chordata; Actinopteri; Carangiformes; Carangidae
Gene: syne1a
Product: nesprin-1-like
Exons: 146
Coding region: 1-26400 (8799 amino acids)
Cellular component (GO): membrane
Molecular function (GO): protein binding
Source: RefSeq, a predicted model, not a curated record
AUGGAGCAAUUACAGGAUGAGCAGGAGGCAGUGCAGAAAAGGACAUUCACGAAAUGGAUCAAUUCCCACUUGGCAAAGCGUGUCCCGCCUCUGGUGGUGACAGACCUGUUUGAAGACAUCAAGGAUGGUGUGAUGCUGCUGGCCCUGCUGGAAGUCCUCUCUGGACAGAAACUGCCAUGUGAGCAGGGCAAGAAGCUAAAGAGGAUCCACUGGGUCGCCAACAUCGGUACAGCUCUCAACUUCCUCGAGGGUAGGAAGAUCAAGCUAGUCAACAUCAACUCCACAGACAUCGUCGAUGGACGACCAUCAAUCGUACUGGGGUUGGUGUGGACCAUCAUCCUCUAUUUCCAGAUUGAGGAGCUAACCAUUAGCCUACCAGCACUGCAGGGCUUUUCCAGCAGCACCUCCUCACUGGACAGUUCCACCAGCAGCACCGAGACCACCAGCCCACCUGUCAAAAGGAAACCCCUCCCACCUCAGGGUGGAGCCAGGAAGGCAUUACUGAGAUGGGUCCAGCAGACAGCCACCAAACGCUUGGGGCUUGAGGUGAAGGACUUUGGCCCCAGCUGGCGCACAGGUUUAGCAUUCUUUGCAGUCAUCCAUUCCCUCCGGCCCAAUCUAGUUGACAUGGAGCGUGUAUGGAGGAGGCCCAACCGUGAAAAUCUGCAGGAAGCCUUUUUAUUGGCUGAGACUGAGUUAGGCAUUCCACAGCUCCUUGACCCAGAAGAUGUCGAUGUAGACAAGCCGGAUGAGAAAUCCAUUAUGACAUACGUAGCCCAGUUCCUGAAGCAUCAUCCGGACCGAAAGCAGAGCGACUCAGACGGACAGACAGAAGAAGAGGUAACCAGCUGUCAGAUUUGUCUCAGACUGGUUACGCCAUUCAUUAGAGAGCAGCGAAAGAGCCUGAGGGAGCUCAAAAUGUGGCUCGACCAGCUGGAGAGAGAUGCAAUACAGGCUCAGGAGACCGAGGGCAAUCUCGCUCAACAGUACCAGUUGUUCAAGAGUCUACGUGUGCAGUUGGAGAUGAGGAGGAACCAGGUGGAGGGAGCUCUGCAGUCCACUCAGAGAGAUGGGAUACUGACUGUGGAUCAGGCUCUGGUCAAACAAGCCUGGGAAAGGGUCUCCAAUAGGCUCCUGGACUGGCAUCUGCAGCUGGACAGGUCGCUCCCGGCGCCCCUCAACAUGGUGGGGGCGUGGCUGCACGAGGCUGAAGGAGCCCUGCGACAAGAGAUCAUCAUCCAUCAAGCACAUGACGUGACAGCUAACACUGUCCACAGAGCUCUGGAGCAGCACAAGGAUGUGUUGAAGAGCCUGGAAAGUCACCAGCAGGUCUUUCAGAGGAUCCAUAAGGACAGAAGUGUUGAUGGAGUCCCUGUUCCCCCAGACCAACUCCAAGACAUGGCUGAGAGGAUGAACUUUGUCUCUACAUCUUCUAGCAUCCACCUGGCUAAGAUGGAAUUCUUGGAGAACAAACACCACAUGCAGGCUUUCCUCACUCUAGCUGAGACCAAGCUCAAAUCAUGGAUCAUCAAAUAUGGCCGACAAGAGUCUGUGGAACUGAUGCUCCACAACUAUGUUUCAUUUGUGGAGAAGCAACAUUUCUUUGAAAAUUACGAGGCCUUGUUCCAGUCCCUGAAACAGUCUGCUGAGGUCUAUGUCAACGCUGACAGCUCAGUGGACGAGGGCGAGAUGGGGGUGCGCAGGUUCAUGCGGGAGGUGGUGACUCAGUGGAGGAGUCUGUCCAUGGAGGUGCGCAGUGUGAGGAGCAUGCUGGAGGAGGUGCUGUCCAACUGGGAGAGGUACAGCUCCACUGUGGCCUCCUUACAGGCCUGGCUGGAGGAUGGAGAGGAAGCCCUAAGCCAGCCUGAAAACACUAAAAGGGAGUUUUUCAGGAAUCUCAGCCACUGGAUGGAUCAACAUGCAGCCAUGAACGACGCUGGGAAUUUCCUCAUUGAGACGUGCGAUGAGACCGUGUCACUAGACCUCAAGCAACAGCUACUUCUUUUGAAUGGACGAUGGAGAGACCUCUUCCUCAAAGUCAAACAAUACGCCAGAGCAGAUGAGUUGGAGAAGUGGAGAAAAGACCAUUUGAAGGCUGUGUCGACUCUGAAAGAGCUGCUCGACUCAGCAGAAGCCAAGCUCAACGCUCCCGUUCAAGUGUCUUUCCUCAAUGUUAGAGGCUUUCUGCAGGAUGUGGAGAAUACCAAGCAAAAGGUUGUUGCCAUGGAGACACAAUACAAGUUGGCCGCCCGCAGUGCUCAGCUCCUCGCUAAGGACGCACCACAGGAUGAGACUGCCAGGGUCAUGGCAACUGUGGCAACAGCCAAAAGUCAGCUGAGUAAGGUCAGAGAGCGAUGUCCCUCCCUAGUGAGAGAGUGUCAUGUACUUCUGCCGCUGUUAGAGGAGAUGGAGAAACACAUUACUGCUUUUUACCAAGCCCUGGAGCGGGCCAGUCACAUCACUUCCGCUGCAAGAGACCCAGACUCACAGGUCCAGACCCAGCACAAACAAAAGUGGCAGGAUUUGUUAAACCAGCAGCAAAGCUGUAAACGAUGUCUAUCAGUGAUUGAGAGGAACCAUUACACCCUGCAGAGGACGCUCUCUACCAGUAAGGUGCUCCGAAACUUUGACUUGUCACUGCUGCAAAAGAGAGUGGCUGAAAUACAGGUCUCGGCACAGGCUUUGCUGAAGGAGGUUGGGGAAUGGAGAAGGCAGGAAGAGGCUAACAACUGCCUGAGGAGGAGGUUCGAGGAAUCGCGACAAGAGCUGGAGAGGGUGCUGAAGAAAGCUCAGGGCUGUUUGAGAGAGACUGGAGACGCUGAGGAACUACUGAAGAAACAUGCUGAUUUUUUCAGCCAACUGGAUCAGCGGCUGCUGAGUGUGUUCUUGAAGGCGUGUGAUGAGCUGACUGACAUCCUUCCACAGGAGGAACAACAGGGGCUGCAAGAGACUGUCCGCAGGCUGCACAAACAUUGGAAGGACAUCCAGGGCGAAUCCCCAUCUCACCUGCUCCGUCUGAAGGUGGAGGUGGAGCGAAGUCGAGUGGCUGUGAUCCUACAAGAUUGCAGAGCAGAGCUGGACAGAGAAAUGCGAGCCCUCUCUGGCACCUGCACCAGUGAGCGAGUGAUCAAAGAACACAGAACUUUCUUCAGAGAACGCAAACCUCUGACUUUGUGUGAGAAGAGGAUUAGAAACAUGGAGGAUCUGUGUCACAAGUUACCUGACAACGACCCGGCUUAUCGAACGCUCGACUCCACCAAAAGGGCUGUGGAAGAGGUUACAGAACAAAUUAAGAGCACCCACCUCAAACUGGAGCAGAACCCUGAUAAAUGGAAAGAGUGGAAUGAGAGGUUCUGUGAACUUUCUGAUUGGGUCUCAUCUCAGAGGAGGCAGGUGAGGCUCUUGAGAGAGACUGCAAGAAAUUCCAGCCACCAGGAGCAAGUGAAUGCUGCUGUUCAGGCACUGCAGGAAGCAGUAGAUGCCCGCGAGGAGAGCUUAUUGUGGCUUAAACGCCUCCUUGCUGGGCUGUCUGAAGUUAGCUCUGAACUGGAGGUCCAGAGACAGAGAACAGCCCUGGCCAAACUCUCAACUGACCUGCGGGCACUCUUUUCUUCGCUCUGUCAGUGGGGUGAAGAGGGCUCUGCCAUGUUCCAGUAUGAGGAGCUGAGGGAGGAGGUGCGUGGUACUCUGGAGGAGGUUCUGAGAGCGCAAAGUGAGGCCGAGGAGCAGACCAGCAGGAUCCUUGACGCUGCAGGCCUGGAAGAGGCCAAACAACUUUACCUUAUUCACCAGCAACACCUUAAGCGCCUGCAUGCUAACAGGAGAGAGGCAGAGCUUCUGGUUUCCCACUGCCGCCAGCUGCAGAAAGGGGAGGAGCUCAGUCAGUACCUACAGGAACUGGAGGGAACUCUCAGAGAGGUUGACCGCAAAUUAGAGGCAAAAGAGCACAACCUGCAGGCCACUCUGAGCUCCUGGCAGAACUUUGAAACAGAGAGAGAAACAGUUUGGAGGUUUAUCAGCAAUACCAACAACGAGCUACACAAAGAACUCAUUUUCAACAGCCUGGACAGCCUGAGGACUGAACUGGAGCACAAUAAGGGGCUCCUCAUGAGGGUUGAGGAAUGUUGUGUGCGAGCAGAUCUGCUCUUGGAGAAGGCAGCAGAUAUUCAGCUUGGUCCAAAGAAUCAGACUCUUCUUCUGGAGCAGGCCCAGUCGACCAGAGAAGCAGUCACACAACUUCAAGACCACCUCAACAAGAAUGUUGUCCAGCUGGAGAUGAUGUGUGUGUGGUGGGAGCGCUUCAGCAGUGAAUCAGAGACCCUCUCCUCUUGGAUCAAUGAGAAAGAGAAAGAGCUUGAGGCCAUCAGCAACCUCUCCUCCCCGGAUCCUUUAGACAAAAACAUCAGCAGAGUGGAGGAGGUGGGGAAGGGUUUAGAGGAGAGAAGGGCAGCCCUGGUCCACAUGGAGGCGGACUGUGAGGCCCUAUCAAGGUUUGUGACCCCUGGAGAGGCUGGACGUAUCCGGGCAGGACUUACCCAGAUGAGGCGCUACUGGGAAGAGCUGAAGGGGAGAGUAGAGCAGCUGGGAGGACAGCUCAACCAGAGCGCCUCCUACAGGCAGAGAUACAAUGAUAACCUUGAACAGGUCAAGAAAACAAUGAGUGAUAUUAAAGAGAAGCUUGACUGUCCAAUCACGCACUGUUCGUCAUCAUCUGAGACCUACAAAAUCCUCCAGAAUCACAUGGAGUCCUGCCAGGCUGUUGAGCAGCUGAAGCCCAGGCUGAUGGCUUUGUGUUCGACCAUGAAGAGGCUUGGAGAGGGCAGCCAGCUGGAGGACGAGGUGGCUAACCUCCAGAAGCAACAGGGAGAGUUUCUGGGAAUGGCUGCAGAAAAGCAAGCUACAUUGGAGAGCCUUCUAGCACUGUGGCAAAGAUUCGAAAAGGAGACUUCAUCCAUGAAAAGCUGGCUGGACAGGUGUGAGUCUGUUUGCUGUCCAGACACUGAACUGCUCUCUGCAGACAAAGUAAAGCUAAGGAAUGAACUACAAAAUAUACAAGAAAUGCAGGGGGAGACACAGUCUUAUGAGGUUCUUCUCCAGGGACUUGCGAAUCUUGGAUUGUGCCUGUAUCCCACAGCACCUGAAGCUCGUAUCCAAGAGCUCAGUGAUGACCUCACACAGCUGCAGGAGAGAUCGACGUCUGUGAAGAGCAGCAUAUCUCACAGGUUUGAGUUACUGGAGUCACAGUUGUCACAGCUGGAGUUGUUUGAUCAGGCGCUGCUUACUCUGACCCAAAGGAGUGAGAACUUCCUGUCUGUCUUGAGAAGCUCUUCCCAGGUUGAUAUUGCUGAUCUUGAGGCUGCAAUUACUAAGCUGAAGGAGCAUGAGAUGCAACUACAGGCGUAUGCAUCGCUGAGAGAGACACUCCAUCAAAGGGAGUCCUCCCUGCUUUGCUGUUCCACCCUGGAAGCCCAGCAGCAACUCCAGGGCUGGAAGGAGGACUGCCUACAGCCCCUGAGAGAAUCCCAGCGUCUCUUGCUCCUCCGUAAAGAGUGCCUGACUGAAUUAAAGACUUUCCUUGAAAAACAUGGAACGGCAGCUAAGGCCGUGCACCGCCUUCAUGAGGCCGUGGAGGGAAGGGGGAGCUGGGAUCGCGCCAAAGCUGAAGAGCUGCAUUAUGGAAUAGGGGAAGUGGCUAAAGACGUGGCCCGGCUUGAGGCUGAGGCAGUCGGGUUAGACGGGCAGCUGAGCAAGGCACACCUGCACUUGAGUGGGGCAGAGUUGCGGGGCUCCAGAGACACAAACCAUCCUCAGGGGAGGACGUCUUGCAGAGGACAGGCAGUGGCCCUCACGAUGGCUCUGGAGGAAGUACAGAGGGGCGUGGGAUGGAGGCAGAGUGAGGCAGAUGCUUUAAGCGCCCUGUGGAGCUCCUUCAGGGAGAGGCGGGAGGAGAUGAUGAAGAAUUUGAAGAAACUGGAGGAUGAAGCGAGGCAAGAGGGGGUCAGAGAGAGCUCUGUACAGGCCUUUCAAAACAGGCUGCGUUUCUUCGUCCAGCUGGAGGAUGAGCUCCAGUCCCUGCAGCACUCUCAACAGUGGUUAGAGGAGAAGGGAAGCCAGCUGGCCCAGAGAGACAGUGAGCUGGCUGGGGAGGCUCUCAGGGAGGUAACCCUGGUGAAGACUGCCUGGGAGAACGUCAGGACUCUGAUCACCAGCGGUCAGGAACAGAGUGGAGUUGUGGUAGAUCUUCUCCGUCAGUUUCACCACCUGAAGUCGAUCCUGAGCACUGUUGUAGAAAAUGCCCAGGGUGUUGCUCACAAUCUGCCUGAUCACAAUCAUAACGCUCAGGAGGCCAAAAGGACUUUCACACGGCAUGAGACUGUCCAAACUGAGCUGAGGGAAAAACAGGAAGACAUGGACCAGCUCAUCAGUGCAGUGGAAGACCUGCAGAGAGAGCUCGAGAAGGUUCCCAACUCCGACACGCGCUCCAUCCAGAGAGACAUGCAGACGUUAAGAGACCAGUGGCUGGAGGUCUCAGGGAGGAUACAAACCAACACAGAGAGACUUGGCUACUGUGUGGCCCUGUGGGACGACCUCAAGACCACGGAGCAGGACAUCAACCAGUGGGCCGCCACCGCCAUCGCUGACCUCACAGACAGCGUCACCAAUCUCGGUGACAAGGAGAAGACAGAGGCCCAGCUCACCACCUUUCAGGCGGAGGUUGAGAAGAGGGAGCAGAAGCUGGACGCCCUGCAGGAGAGAGUGGCGGAGCUGAAGGAGCGAGCCAAACUGCAGGAAACCCCAUUACAAAUGCAGGUCCUGGAGUCAGAUCUGAGGAAGAAAAUGGCCCAUGCGCAGGAGGUGUACAACCAGGCCAAACACACUCUGACCUACUUCAGUUUCCAAAAGCAGCGACUUGAGGACCUCAUGUCCCAGAUGGCCGAGCGGCUGGAGGCAGUUGAGGGUUCCUUGUCUGACCUCACUGAAGCUACUUCCCCUGAAGAUAUUGAUACUAUCAAGGACCUGCAGAGCGUUGUGCAGCAACAGCGGGCAGACAUGGACUCAGCUAGAGAUGCCCUGACCGCCCUGUGCAGGUCACAUCCCUCCCAGGAGCUGUCAAGCCUCUCCUCCGACCUCACCUCCAUUGCCAAGCGAACAGAGGCUGUUGCUCAGCGCUGUGCCAAGACCAGGGGCAGCCUGCAGGAUGGGCUACAGCUUCACUUCAACGGCUUCGUAAACUCGCUAAUGGUGUCAGUCAAGCAGACAUCAGAGGGUGAGGAGCGUCUCUCUAAGAUUUGUGAGGAGGCUGCGACGCUCCAAAUCCACCUGCCCAAAGCUGGAGUAGCACAGGUCCAAGAGCAUCUCUCCUCCUGUCAGAGAGAGUGGAGGAGCUACCUGGACAGCUGUUCUCAGAGCCAGCGAGACUUGGAAGAGAGUAUUUGCCUCCUGAAAAACUUUGAUGAGUGUGUGGAGGGUAUAAGAGACUGGCUGAAGCAGAUGGAGCUCAGCCUCAAGAGCGAGCCUGUUCUUGGGGCAGAGAGCCAGCAAGGUGCCCCUGACACCACAGAAGAGCUGGAGCGGAUGGAAAACCUCCAUAAGGAACUGCUAGCGAGAAGGGACUCUAUCGAGCGUGUCUGCCAGGAGGCCCAGUGUCUGUCUGAAGCAGGUCGGGGGUCAGGAGGAGAGGUCAGAGUGACAGGCCAGCUCCAGAUGGAGCACCAAGCCCUACUGAAGGCAGCCAGGGAGAGGCUGCGAGGCUGCCAGGAGAGUCAGGCCUUUGGAGAGACCCUCCAGGGAGUUUGGGCCUGGCUGGAGGAGAUCCAGGAGAGACUGGGUACAGUAGACAGCACAAUGGGGACCAAAGAGCAGUUAGAGCAGAGGCUGGAGACUGUACAGGACAUCCUGCUUUUGAAGGGGGAGGGGGAGGUCAAGCUGAAUAUGGCGAUGGGUAAGGGUGAGUUGGCCCUGCGCAGCUAUGGAGCCGCUGGACAGGACGUGGUCCGCUCUCAGCUUCAGGAAGUGGAGGAUGCAUGGGCCACGCUGCUUGUGACUGCCAUGAGCUGCCACAGUCGACUGGAGUGGACCGUCACACAGUGGGGAGGAUACUUGGACAGUGCUGCCCAGCUGCGCUGCUGGAUGGAGGCUGUAGAGCGGGAGGUGUGCGCCCCGCUUACCCCGCAGCCCGGGCCUAGAGAAAAGGCCUCUCAGCUAGAGAGACUUAGAGCCCUGCUGGCUGACCUGGAAGACCACCAGGUGGCACUAUCUAGCCUGGAAGAAAAAGCCAGAGAGCUUUUCAAGAAGACUGGUGAUGCCAGCUUUAACCAUGGUGCUCGGACGCAGCUGCAGGCACAGUUUGAUGACCUUACAACUUUGGUGGAGGAGAGAGUACGUCUUGCGCAGGCCGUAGUGUUGGAACACCAAGAAUACCUGGAGGCUGUAAGGGAGCUCACCGACUGGCUGAUGACUGUAGGAGAGGAGCUGCAGCAUUGGUCUGAUACAUCAGGAGACUCCAACUCUAUCAAAAAGAAACUGUCAGAAGUGAGGGAACGUGUGGAGUGUCGGUUACUUGAGGGCCGAGAGCGCCUCAGCCGGGUGCGUCGGAGCGCAGCAACCGCGGCGGAGCACACGGCGGCGGGAGGCUGCGAGGCCAUGGACCGACAGUUGGGGGCGCUGUCCCAGGCUCUGGAGCAGUGGGAGGGGGCCGCUCUGAGGGCCAGGGACGGCCUGGAGGGGGCCCUCGCAGCUGCUGCGGCUUCGGAAGAGGAAUACAACCGUCUGACCGCUCGGCUGGAGGACGAGUUGAAAGAGCUGGAUGGACGGCUGAGGAGGUGGGGCCAGGAGCUGAUUAAAGCUGAAGGGCGGAGCAACGGCGAGGAAGCAGUGGAAGGAUGGCAGCUGGCUAAGGAUAUACUGGAGGGCUUGCAGAGCGCGGAGCCGAUGGCAGAGAAGUUGAAAGGCCAACUGAACGACUUGGUGCGCUACUCCAGAGACCUGGGCUCACAAUCAGACCGGGUCACCGCAGUUAUCAAACAGCACAACAGUCUCAGUCUUCGUGCAUCCAGAGAGUGUCAAAACAAGGAGCGCUUGUUGGAGCAGAGGUUCCGCACAGCCCUGAGAGACUUCCAGCAGUGGCUGGUCAACGCCAAAAUCAGCACCGCCAAAUGCUUUGAUGUGCCACAGAGUGUCACAGAGGCCUCCACUGCUCUGCAGAGGAUCCAAGAGUUCUUGAGUGACAGGGAGCAUGGCCAGGCCAGGCUGAGUACAGUAGGAGCCAGUGGGGAGCUGCUGAUGGCUGUGGUGUCCAGAGACAGAGUGGAGGGGAUCAAGGCCAAGGUGGCGAAUGCGAGAGACGACUGGAAGAGCCUGAUGAAUAACCUGCAGAUGAGGGAGGAUGCACUCAAGAACCUGCAGUCCCAGAUGACAGAGUUUGAGGCCAGUGCUGAGCCUCUGCAGGACUGGCUCAACAGCACAGAGGUCAGAGUUCAGGAGAGCAGUGCUCGGCUACACGACCUUCCAGCCAAAAAACAGGAGCUCAGCAAACUACAGUGUGUACUGGAAGAGAUAGCGAGUCGGGAGGCAGAGCUGGGCAGGCUGAGGGAAAGAGCUCACCGUCUAUGGGAGGGACAAGCAGCUGGCAAGGGCUUCGUCCACCGUGUAUCCCAACUGUCAGCACAGUACCUAGCCCUCAGCAACUUAACCAAGGACAAAGCCUCCAGGAUUGAACGUAUCGUGGGGGAACACCGCCUAUUCUCUCAGGGUCUUAAAGAGCUGCAGGACUGGGUGUGUGAAGCUCAGAGGGUCCUCAACACCUGCAUCUCCACCACCACUGACAAGGGCGUGUUGGAGGACCGGAUGUUACAGCUGGAAGCUUUACUGGCUGCACGUCAGGAAAGGGAGAUCCAGCUGAAGAUGCUGCUGACGCGGGGAGAAGCUGUCCAGAGAAACACUUCGGCUGAGGGCGUCCCAGUGAUUCGCAAACAGAUCCAGGACCUCAAGGACUCAUGGGAUUCCCUGCUCUCUGCCUCCAUUCAGUGUAAAAGUCAACUGGAGGGUGCUCUGUCGCAAUGGACCAGCUAUCAGGAAGAUGUAGGUCAGUUUGUGUUGUGGAUGGACCGCGUGGAGGAGACACUGAGCUGCUCAGACAGACAAUAUUCUGAGAUGAGAGACAAAACCGCUAACCUGGGAAAAACCAAGCUUCUCUAUGAAGAAGUAUUGAGUCACAGCAGUCCUCUGGAGACCAUUGCCACAAAGGGGUCCAAUAUGGCUGAACACUACACUACCCAGCAGGAGGUGCAGCAGCUGCAGUGUAGAUACAACACCCUCAAAGAAAAGGCCAAGAAUGCAGUCAGUAAGGCCAAGGGACUAGUGCUGGUCCAUCAGGAGUAUCAAAGGGGGUUACAUGUGUUUGAGGACUGGCUGGAGCAGGAACAGGCCUCGCUCGCCUCCUUGUCCCAUCCAGAGGGAAACGUGGAUAUACUGGAGAAGACACUGCAACAGCUACAGCUCCUGCAGGAUCGCUGCUCAAAUGGCCAGUCUUUGCUCUCCUCUGUGCUCACCAGCAGAGAGAGAGUAAUCCCUUGGGGUAUACCACAGAUCGAGGACCGAGCCCUGGACACCGCUCAGAGAGAGUGGGGGGCCUACCAGGGCCGCCUGGAGGAGACUCAAACUCAGCUGAAUUCCACACUGACCAGACUGAGGCAGAUGGGCCAAAAGUUCCUGAGCCUGGCCCAGUGGCUGGAGGAGAUGGAGAGGGUGGCAAACAUCAGACGUCAUCGGAGGUCAGACAGAGGCAACAAGGAGACUCAGCUGAAGAAACUCCAGGGGUGUCUCGAGGCAGUGCUUGCUCGGCAGGGAGAAGUCGAUGGCCUCUCCUCUCUGGCGCAGCAGGUUCUGGAGGAAACCUACAUCAGUAGUCGUGUUAGUGUUACCGCCACCCAGCUCACCGCCCGCUACCAUUCUCUGCUGCUCAACAUACAGGACACCAUCAAGCAGCUACAGGAGGAGGUGAAGAGUAUUGAAGAGGCGGAAAAUCUUUGCAUGUCAUUCACUGACUGGCUCAGCUCGACUCAGAAAAGCUUCACGGUGUUAACAGAUACUUCUGAACCUCUGGACCGGGUCGCCAUGGAGAAGAAGAUGAAAAAACUAGAGAUUCUCCAGUCUGAGCUCCAACAUGGCCACAGUUUCCUGAAGUCUCUGAGGGAGCGGGCAGAGCAGGCAGCAGGCUUCCUGGAUGAGGCUGGAGCUGAGAGUUUGGGAGGAGAGGUAGAGGCUCGUCUUGCCCAGCUGGAGGAGCUCGCAGGUGGACUGAGGCAGGAGCACAGCUUUCUAGAGCGGGCAUUACUUUUAGCCAAGGAGUUCCAGGACCGGUACAAGGCUCAGGCCCAGUGGUUGGUGGAGACCCGAGCUUUGCUUAACACCCCGGUGGAGCCCAAGGCUGAAUUGUAUCAACGGAGAGCACAGCUGGCCAAGUAUAAGGCUCUGUUGCAGAUGGUUCAGUCCCACGAUGGAUCCGUCAGGUCAGUGGUGGAGAAGGGAGACGCUCUACUGGCUUCUGUCCACUACCCCUCCAUCAGAGACAAAAUGAACAGACUACAAAGGGACUACACUGAACUCUGUAAAAGAGCCAUGACUCACGUGGAGAAUCUGGAAGGCCAGGUGAAGGAACAGGAAGCUUACCACAAUGAACUCCAGGAGGUAGAGCGCUGGCUGCUCCAGAUGUCCAGCAGAAUGGUGACUCCAGACCCCACAGUGGGCGGCAGCCUGGAAGCAGCCACUCAGCAGCUGGCGAGGCACAAGGCCAUCAUGGAGGAAAUAGCGGGAUUUGAGGAUCGCUUGGCAGGCCUGAAGGAGCGCGGAGACCACCUGGUACAAGGCUGCAGUGACCGUGUGCAGAGCAGGCUGAGACAGCAGGUCCAGGCUCACCAGCAAGGCACCAGAGACAGCUACUCUGCCAUCUGUAGCACAGCACAGAGAGUGUAUCAGAGUCUAGACCAUGAGUUACAGAGACAUGUGAGUCUCCAAGACACGCUGCAGCAGUGCCAGACCUGGCUGACCUCUGUGUCGGAAGAACCAGAGCCUCCUGCACAUCCUCCUCUCAGCCUGGAGGAGGCGCUACAGCAGGUGAAGCAUGAGCGGACUCUCCAGGAACAGGCCAGCACUUACCUCCAACUUGUGUGCUCAACCUGUGACCUGUCGGAGCCGAGGGUCAGGGAGACUGCCGGAGCUAUCCAGCAGGUCAAACUGCAGAAUGAGGAGCGUAUGCUGCUUUGUGAGGAGGUAGCAGACAGCUGGAGGGACAUUGAGGAGCAGGAGACAGAUCUCGAGGUCCAACUGAGAGAGACAGAGCAGCAACUUCAGAACCUCAUCAGGAGACCUGCAGAGCUGGAGCCGAAGAUCGCACAAAACCAGCUGGACAAGGCACAGGAGUUCCUCCAGCAGAUUAAGGAGAGGCAGUCUGAGGUAACCCAUUUGAAUGAAGCCAUUGGUAGGCUGACAGAUGGACAGGUGUCUCCUGCUCUGGAGGAGAUAAGGAGACUUAGGAGAAGCUGGAUGGACCUGGGCCAGCGGGCUGAAGAGCUGGAGGCUCAGCGGGGGGAGGACAUGCAGCGAAGUGGAGAGUACCAGGAGAGUGUAGUCGCUGUGGAGGAACUCUUCCACCAAGUAUCCAGGGAGUGGGACUACCUCGCCAGGGCUGACACAGAAAGUACAAGUGAGCAUCUAGAGGCUCUGAGGAAGCUGUCCAGCGACCUGGAGGAGCAGAGAGCAACUCUGGAAGACCUCAGAGACCAGAGACAAGCUAUUCUGCCUCGACUCAGCUUGCUAGACAAAGAGCUGGUUAAGCAACAGGUGGGUCACCUGGAGCAGCGCUGGGCCCAGCUCGAAACCCUGAUUCAGCAGAAGAUCCAGGACUCUGCGCAGACACUGGAGGAUCUGGCUCGGGUGGAAACACAGCUGAGGGAUGCCCGGGAGUGGGUGGAGGAGCAGCGGCCUGCACUUACCUCUGCGCUGAAAACCAGCCCGCCCCCCGAUCUGGCCCAGAGUUUCCUGUUUGACCACCUGAGUGUGUGUGUGGAACUUGAGGCCCGUCAACAGCUGCUGGGUCAGGCAGUGAGCGAAGCCCAGGCUGUGACUUCCAGGCUGGGGCUGAGUGAGAAGAGAUGCCUUCAAGGGCUUGUUGAACAAGCCCAGACUGAGGUGGAGGCUCUGGGGGCUCGGGUGGCCCAAAGGAGGAAGUACCUCAGUAAGGCCUUCACAGAGAGGACACAGUUCCUACAAGGCUUGGGGAGAGCAUUGUCUUGGGUACAGCAACAGGAGAGGAAGGCUUUGAUAGAUGACCACAUAGCGCUUCUCCCUGAGGACCUGGCCAAACAGGUUGCUGCAUGUCGAGGCGUCCAGCGCGGCUUACGAGCUUACCAGAGGGAGCUGGCAUCUCUCUGGGUACAAGGGCGCGAGCUGGAGAGAGAUGCCACCGACAAAGAAAGAGCAGAGACCCUGGCGAGACUUGAGGAGCUACAAUCUGUCUUUGAAACCGCCCUCCAGAAGACCAGUCAGCGUCUCACAGACCUAGAGAAAGCCUUAACCUCCAGGAAGUACUUUCAGGUUGACCUGGACAAGACUUGCCAAUGGUUGAGACGAGCAGAUGCCAUCACCUUCCCAGAAAUCAAUUUAAGCAACGUUGAUGAAAACGUAGAAUUGCAAACGCAACUUUCUAACUUUCAAAAUGUCCUAGAACAAGCUUCAGAAUAUGAGAACCUCCUUCUUAUCGUCCAAAGAAUAGGCCAGGAGAUCCUCCGUACUCUGAACGAGAUUGACCAUUGCUACCUAGAUGAGAGGCUUAAUGCCCUGCCUCAGCAGUACAACGCCAUCCUAGCUCUAGCCAAAGAGAAAAAAGACAGAGUCCAACAAAUAAUCCUGGAGAGAAAAGAGUUCAGCACUUUCUUCGAUAUUACUCGCAAUGCACUGGAGGAGCUUCAGGAGCAGUUUGACAAUCUAGAGAAGCAGACUAUCAGUUUUAGAGAGGAGGAAGUUGUUUGUCUAAUUAAUGAAUACAGAAGUAUUAAUGAAAGUUUGUUCCACAUUAGCCCUGCUGUGAGAGAACUUUAUGGCAAAAAUCAGGGGUUCCUCUGUAGAGGUCAGCAAUACAGAGCUGAGGAGACACAGCAGCUGGUCGGUCUCCACAACGCGCUGAAGAGGAGAAACGAUCAGAAAAUAAAACACCUAGAUAAUUGCCUAAAAACUCUACUUGAACACAACAGAGUAUUAACCAGUUUGGACUCAGAGUUAAAGUCUGUUAAAGAGAAGCUGGUCAGACUGAAGUCAGACAAAGAAGUAGGUGCCAUAGAUAAAAUCACAAGUCUUUAUGCCUUGCUAGAAAGACUGGAUGGUGUGAGCUCUCAGACUGAAGAAUGUAACCAUCAAACUGAAGGCCUUGGUCUGAAGUUUGAACCUGCUGCCUUUCAGGAAGCUACACUGCAGCGAGAAUCGUUGCAGUCUUUGCAGUGUGAAGUAAAAGGUUUUGUUGAGGAAAGCGAAACGAAAGUCACAAAAAAUGCAGAUUUUGCAAGAGAGACUGAGAAAAUGUUCCAGUGGCUGAGGACUGUUAAGGAGAAAUCGAAGGAGCCCUUGACAUUUUCAGAGGUCAAAGUUGAGAGGGUGCAUGAGGACGUACGCAAACUGAAAAUAAUGGAAGAGGAAUUGAGAAGUACAUUGAGGAUAGCAGAUGCUUUGGGUAGCAGAGAAAAGCAUAGAUAUUGUAGUAGAAAAGAAACUGUUCCCGGCCACGUCGAGGAGAAUCUACAGGAGCUGAAGAAGCUGGGAGCUGAAGUUCAAGAUGGUAUUAAGAAGAAACAGCUGGCUCUGGAUGAAGCUCUUUCCCUGGUCCAGAGGCACCACUUAUCUCUGCAGUCCAUGCAGAAAUGGCUGGAGUCUGCUGCGGUUUUGCUCCAGAGGGCCAGCUCAGGGGUGGAGCUGGAGAACCAGGCAGACUGUGUGCGGGACCUGGAAGAGAUUUCAGCCCAGGAAGAGAGCUUCACAGCUGGUUUAGAGGAGCUGAGGGCUUUGGAUCCUCUGCUGGUGGAUUUUAUGGAACCAGGAGUGAUGAGUGGACUCAGAGAAAAAGUUGAGACAGUGCAGAUGAGAAACACAGAAGUCAAACAUCAACUGGAUGCUUGUAGAGAAGUGUUGCAGAGGUGUAUAGCUCUAUGGCACUCCUUCACACAUGAGAGAGAGACACUGGUUGAACAGAUGAAUGACGCAGAGAGCAAGAUGGCCAUGUUCACCACAGCUAAAGCUACCAGCGUCCAGCAAGCAGAGGACAAAUGUCAGAGAUACAAGUCUCUGGUGGCUCACAUCGACCUGCUGGAAUUGUCUCUAAACGCUCUGAAAGAGAAUGCAACAGAGUUAGAGCAGAUCAUCUCUGAGUCCAGCAAAAGUGUUACCAGCCACUCUGUGUCGUCGCUAUGGCAACGGUGGACCAGGCUCCGCAGUGUGGCCCGAGCUCAGGAGAGGGCGCUGGAGGAUACCGCCAGGGAGUGGAGGAACUUCACAGAGAAGAUGGAGAAGGUGCGCUCUGUGUCUGAAGACCUCCACAGUCGUGUCCCAGACAGCACGGUUGAGAAAGCUGCCACGAGGACGGCGCUUCAGAACCUCCUAGAGUACCAUGACUCCUUCAGCCAGGAGGUGGAGAGGGAGCAGUCCAUCCUGGCUCUGCUCAGGCAACACACCCGCAGCCUCAGAGGAGAGGAGGAGCAGAAGGAGGUGAUGGAGAAAAAGACGGAGAAUGGACACGAGGAGACGCCAUGCUUGCAAGAGAUCAGAAGCAUGCAGGAGCAAUAUGACAGUCUUGUGUUGCGGGUGCGGGCGAGCAGGGCCCAGGUACACCAGGAGUUGAGGGAAAGAGAGGAGGUUGAAAAGGAGCUGGGGUUGGUCAAAGGAUGGAUCCAGGACACUCGUGGCUUACUGCUGAGUCCAACUGCAGACCUGGAUUCACUGCUUCAAGAGCUAGAGACUGCACAUGGUGAAGUCAUCAGCAGACGUCAGAGUGUGGAGCGCAUGACAGAGCUGCAGCAGUCUAAGUACCAGGACCUCCAGGCUGGUCUGCCCUCUGAGCUCAGCAUGCAGUUGGCUGAGGUGGCUCUGGCUUUGGGCUCCGCUGAAGACCAGGUCCAGGCGAGGGAAAGGGAGGUGCAGCAAACCAGGGACGUGAAAGAGGACUUCAGCUCCCGACUCCAGGACAUCGAGGCAAAGCUGAAGACCAUCGCUCUGAAAUUGGAAGACAAGAGUGCCGACCUGGAGGAGGCCAAAGAAGAGACCAAAGCUCUUUGUGAAGAGUGUGAAUCCUGUUGUCGCUCUCUGGUGGAGUUAGGAGUAGCAGUGCAGGAGUUUGGAGAGCAGAACCCUCUGCUGUGUAAGCAGCUGGGGGAUGCUGUGGCCAAACUGACAGAGGUACAGCGGCACACGACACAGCAGGUCCAGGACAGAGCCAACAGACUCAAGAAGGCAGAGAGACAGGUGGAGGAAUAUCAAGGUAUGAAGGCGUUCAUAUUGGGCUGGACAGAAAAGGCUGAAGCUCUGGUGACCGGUAAUAUCAUCUGGAGCUCUGCUUCCCAGCUGCAGGAACAAAUUCGAGCACAUCAGGCGUUGCUGCGGGAGUGCCGCGGUCUCCAUGGCGACUUGGAGGCCAUGGGGGAGAGAGAGGGGCAGCUGGGGGAGGUGUUGCAGUUGGAGGGGUGGAGCCAGCAGGUGAAACACCUCAGCAGACGUACUGAGGAGCUGCAGCAAACUGCCAAGACUCGCCUCCAGAGUCUGCAGGACGCAGCAAAGGACAUGUUGCGUCUGGAGGCCGAAGUAAAGAGCCUCCAUUCAGCUGUGGACCAGAUCCAGGUCACACUUGCCUCCCCUGACCUGAACAGACUCAGCCUCAGAGAGCAGCUCACACAGAGACAGCGUCUGUUGGUGGAAAUGGAGGGCUUCAAGCAGCAGGUGGUGGCGGUACAACAGUGUCAGAGCGCCCUCCGGCUACCAGAGGAGGUAGUGGCCAGUCUGCCUAUCUGCCGUACAGCUCAGACUCUGCAGCAAGAGGCCAGCCAACUGCAGCAUACCACCAUCCAGCAGUGCAACAUCCUGCAGGAAGCUGUGGUGCAGUAUGAGCAGUAUGAACAGGAAGUGAGGAACCUCCAGAGAUUAAUAGAGGAAGCCCAUCGUAUCAUUCAGGACCGGCCCGUCUCCACCAAUAACAUACAGGAACUUCAGGCUCAAAUACAACACCAUGAGGAGUUGGCCCAGAAGAUCCGUGGCUACCAGGAGCAGAUCGCCUCGCUCCACUCCAAGUGUAAGAUGCUGACGGUCAAGGCCAAACACGCCACCAUGCUGCUGACGGUCAGUGAGGUGGAUGGCCUAUCGGAUGGCAUGGAUGAGCUGAGUGAUGAGGAGCUGCCCAGUGCCGUGGCAACCGCCACCGCCGCUGCCACCAAGCAGCUUCCAGCACACCCCUCUGUCGUCAUGAUGACAGCCGGCCGCUGCCACACACUCCUCUCCCCUGUGACGGAGGAGUCAGGGGAGGAGGGUACCAACAGCGAGGUCUCCUCUCCCCCUGCCUGCCGCUCCCCCUCCCCAGGGGCUAACGCUGAUGCUCCUCUUAACCAGGUACUGCAACCCCCGCCCCCCUGCCCCUGCACCCACGGUCGCCUCCAAAGCUCUCCAGCAUCACCUGACCUGGCCCUACGCCACACCUCUGUCCAUUUUACAUCACCCCUCCAGGAGCUGUACGACCCAUCCAUGGAGACCAGCGCUGCUAACCUGGAUGACCUGCAGAGAUCCUGGGAAACACUUAAGAAUGUGAUCAGCGAGAAGCAGAAGAGUCUGUAUGAGGCUCUGGAGCGGCAGCAGCACUAUCAGGAGUCCCUCCAGUCCAUUUCCACCAAGAUGGAGUCCAUCGAGGGGGCGCUCAACGAGGGCCUGGAGCCCAACAAGAGCCCCGAGAGCCAGAUGGCUGCACACCAGGCUCUGAUGGACGAGAUCCUGAUGCUGCAGGAAGAGAUCGGCGAGUUACAGACAUGUUUCUCUGAGGAGCUGGCAGACAGCGACAGUGAUGGGGAGGCCGGUGACCAACUGGCGCUCCAGUCUACUCUUACUGUACUGGGAGAGAGGAUGGCCACCAUUCGAAUGAAGGCUUCGGGGAAACGGCAGCUGCUGGAGGAGAGACUAAGUGAACAGCUAGAGGAGCAGCGACAGGAACAGGCGCUGCAGCGAUACCACAGCGAGGCUGAGGAGCUCGACCACUGGCUGCUCAGCACUCGUGCCACUCUCAGCUCUGCGCUUCAGCCCCAAAACGAAGACAUGGACAUGGAGGAGCAGCUCAUUGACUGUCAGAAUAUGCUGUUUGAGAUCGAGCAGAAGGUGUCGUAUCUAUCAGAGCUGUCCGUCCACAGCGAGAGUUUGCUGUUGGAGGGCCGGGCCGAGACCAAGGGAGAGGCGGAGCAACUCACCUUCAAACUGCGCUCCCUCAAAGACAGCCUGAUGGAGCUGCAGCAGAUGCUGCAGGACAAACAGGUUGACAUACAGGGGUCAUUGCAGGAACAGGAGGACAGCGAACCAGACUCAUCUCUGUCCCAGAGUCCUAACGUCCAGGAUUGGCUGUCUCAGGCCCGUUCAACACGCACACAGCAGCACCACGACAACCUGCUUCGACAGAGGGAGCUGCAGGAGCAAGUAGCUGAACAGAGGAAGCUGCUCAAGUCUGUAGCAAGUGUCGGGGAAGAGUUACUCAACCACCAGACCACCCCCAAUGGGGACAGUGAGAUGUCCAUCCCAGGGGGGGUGUUGCUGGAGACGGAGACGUUGUCUCCUUUGGAGCAGCUCAGACAGCGGUGGGAAAACCUGAAUAAAGAUCAGAGCACAAAGCUGCAGCUCUCCCUUAACACCCUGGAACAGGACCAACUUAGUCCGGUCCUCCACCGGUCCCGUCUGUCCAGUCCCAGCAUGGUGUUUAGAGGUGAGUCCGGCAGCCAGGACUCUCACUCUCCCAGAGCUUUGUUUGAGACCUGCAGCCAGACUCUGGAAAGAAUCGCCCAAGAGGCAGCGGGCGGUGACAGUAAACUGGCAGCGUCUUUAGCAGGGGUGACAGUCCAGCAGGACAUGUAUGCAGCGGUUUCAGCAGCCUCCUCCUGGCUGGAUGCCGCUGAGAAUCAGCUGCUCUCUGGUCCUGUGCUGCUGUCUGAAGAUACAGAGACACAUCUCACAAAUCUUGAGGGUCUGAAUAAGCAACUGAAGGAGAUGACCAGGGAGGUGAACCAGUGCAGAGAUCUGCUGGGUGGAGGAGCAGGCCGGCUGUGUGGAGGAGAGGAGCAAGCUCUGAUGGAGGACACCCUGGAGGGCCUGCAGGAGAGGAUGGGCCUGCUGGACUCCACCCUGGAGCAGCACUGCGACAGCAUGCGGGACAGGCUGCAGGAGCACUCAACUUUCCAGAAUGAACUGAGGAUGCUGUUCACAGCCCUGAGUGAAAGUAAACACCAGUUGCUGCAGAAGAUGGCAGGAACUGCAGACAGACCUGCAUCCAAACAGAUAGAGGCAUUAUCAGAAGUUGAGGACAGUCUGAAGGAGUUUGAGCUGAGAGUGUCUGAGCUGAAGACCAGAGCAGAAGGACUCCAGUCUGAACAAAUCUCCAAUCAGGAACUACUCAAACUACAGGAUGCAUAUGAGGAGCUGAUGCUGAUGGUGGGCUCUAGACGUAGUAGCCUGAACCACGGCCUGUCUCUCAAGGCUCAGUACGAAGCUGCACUUCAUGACCUCUCAGACCUGGUGGACACCGCUCAGGACAAGAUGGCUGCUGACCAGAAGAUGACAGUGGCCUCUGUCAUCGAGGUCCAGAUGUUACUGGACAAACACAAAGAGUUCUUUCAGGGUCUGGAAUGCCAUAUGAUCCUCACCCAGACAUUUUACAGUAAAGUGUGUGGUCUGGUGGCACAGAGGGAAAGCCAGGCCCUGGAGGAGACCAUGGCUUUAGCGCACAGUGUGCUCAAACAGGCCCACAGGAGGGGAGUGGAGCUGGAGGGCAUACUGGAGUCAUGGAGCAGGCUUGUGGAAGACUACCAGGCUCUGUGUAGACAGCUGGAGGCUGUGGAGUGUAGCAUCCCUACUGUAGGUCUAGUAGAAGAGACAGAGGAGAGACUUACUGAAAGGAUCAGUCUCUACCAGCGUCUGAAGGCCAGCCUGACAGAGCAUCAGCCCCAGCUGUACCAGGUUCUGGAGGAGGGCAAGAGGCUUCUUCUGUCUGUUGGCUGUUCGGACUUAGAGAAUCAGCUGACCCAACUGGGUGAACACUGGCUCUCUUCCACCACCAAGGUCAACAAGGAGCUGCACCGCCUCGACUCCACGCUCAAACACUGGAGCAGGUACCAGAGUGAGUCAGCAGAAUUGAGCCACUGGUUGCAGUCGGCUCUGGACCGGCUUGAGUUCUGGACCACCCAGUCAGUAACGGUGCCUCAGGAGCUGGAGACGGUUAGAGACCACCUCUAUGCCUUCCUGGAGUUUUCCAAGGAGGUGGAUGCUAAGUCAUCUUUGCGUUCUUCUGUGCUAAGCACUGGAAACCAGCUUCUGCGCUUGAAGAGAGUAGAUACAGCUGGUCUGAGGACGGCGCUGGGCCAAAUCGACACUCAGUGGGCCGAGCUGCUGACCCGUAUUCCUGUAGUACAAGAGAAGCUACACCAGUUGCAGAUGGAGAAACUAGCAUCACGGCACGCCAUCACAGAGCUGAUGAGCUGGAUCUCUCUCAUGGAGAACAUCAUAGACGAAGACCAGGACAAGAUCAUGGGAGCCGUGGGCUCUGAAGUGGUCCAGAACUUCUUGCAGAAGUAUAAGGGUUUCCGGAUUGAUCUGACCUGUAAGCAGCUUACUGUGGACUUUGUGAACCAGUCCGUGCUGCAGAUCAGCAGUCAGGAUGUGGAGGGAAAGCGCAGUGACAAAACGGAUUUUGCUGAGAAGCUGGGAGCUAUGAACAGAAGAUGGCAGAUACUGCAGGGGCUCAUUGCUGAAAAGAUUCAGCUGUUAGAAGGACUUUUGGAAGGUUGGUUAGAGCAUGAAAAUGGAGUCCAGGCCCUGAAAACCUGGCUCACACUACAGGAGGAAAAACUGAAGAAGAGACACAGGAUAGAGGAUGUAGCAUCAGUGCAGAAUGCACUUAAAGACUGUCAGGAGUUGGAAGAAUUAGUGAAGGAAAAAGAGAAGGAUCUAGAGAAAGCAGAGGAACGAGGAAACGCUCUCAUUCAGGAUAAGAAAGGAGCAGCCUGCUCUGUCGUCAAGGAGACCCUCAAAUGGCUGAACCAGUCCUGGGCUCAUUUGGACCACAUGAUAAGUCAGAUGAAGGUCAGCCUGCGGUCAGUGCUGGAGCAGUGGACACUGUAUCGGCGAGCUUCAGAGGAGAUUAAUGGUUAUCUGAUGGAGGGGAGGUACUCUGUGUCCAGGCUGCUCCUCCUUAACGGGUCUUUAGAGGCAGUGCAGCAGCAGGUGGAGAGUCUGGAGAACCUGCAGGAGGAGAUGGAUAAACAGGAGAGCAGUCUGAGGAAAUUUGGCUCCGUCACACACCAGCUACUGACGGAGUGCCACCCAUCUGUGGCUGAAACACUCAACAGAGCACUCCGGGACGUCAACAUCAGGUGGAACCGCCUACUAGAGCAGAUCUCAGAGCAGCUGAGGAGCAGUAAGGCCUUGUUGGGGCUGUGGCAACGCUACAGGACAUCAUAUGGCCAGUGUGUGACAGCAGUUCAGAAACAGCAAGAACAUGCCGAUCGCCUGCUGAAGAGCGCCACCGACAGGGAGAUCACAGAGGAGGAGAGCAUCACCUGGAUAGACGACUGCAAUGCGUGCCUUGGUGACCAGGCCUCAGUGCAGGAUUCCCUCCAGCAGCUGCAGGCUUUAGGGGAACAGCUGAAGAGCCAAGUCGACGCCUCCUCCUCUGCAGCCCUCCAGUCAGACUACCUUUCGCUCACACAUCGUCUAACAACGCUGGAGCACGCCCUUCACAGGCAGCAGGAAGUACUGCAGUCUGGAUCCCAGGCCUGUGACGGUUUCAGAGAGCAGUUGGACAUAUUGAUACGUAAGGCUGAGGAGGCUGAGGAGGUGCUGAAGGAGUCUGACUCUGUCGGCUCACCGGAGCUCCAUGUUGUCCAGACACGUAUGGAAAAACUGAAGAUUCACCUGUUGAAGUUGAGCAGUCUAUCUCCAGAUCUAGAACGGGUUAACGAGUUGGUGUACAGACUACCAGUCAGUGACAGAGAUGUUAAACAGCUGCAAAGUCUCAACAGAGCCUGGGCCGCUCACUGCGCUCACCUCACUGAGAGGUUCAGUAAACUGCAGGCGGUGUUGCUCCAGCAGCAGAGCUUCCUCCAGAAGUGCGAGGCCUGGAUGGACUUCCUGUCUCAGACUGAACAGAAGUUGGCUGCUGAGAUCUCUGGUAACCACCAGAGUCUGCUGGAGCAGCAGAGAGACCACGAGUUGUUCCAGGCAGAGAUGUUUAGCAGGCAACAGAUUCUCUACUCCAUCAUCAGUGACGGCCAUCGUAUGUUGGACCAGGGACAAGUGGAUGACAGAGACGACUUCAGUUUGAAGCUGGCCUUGCUGAGCAAUCAGUGGCAGUGUGUGGUGAGGCGAGCUCAGCAACGAAGAGGCAUUAUUGACAGUCUGGUCCGCCAGUGGCAGAACUACCGGGAGAUGGCAGAGAAGCUGCUGCGAUGGCUCCAGGAGGUGACCCAUGAUUCAGAUGUUCAUCAGCCAGGAGAAGCGGUGGCCCUGCAGCAGGCCCGGAACCUGUUAGAUCAGAUACAGCUGAGAGAGCGAGUGCUCCAGAGGCAGCAGGGAGGCUACAUCCUCACCGUGGAGGCUGGCAGGAGCCUGCUGCUGUCAGCCGACGCCAGGGCCGAGUCCACCCUGCAGACAGAGCUGAUGGAGAUUCAGGAAAGGUGGAGACACGCGCACCACCGCCUGGACCAGCAGAGGAGGGAGCUGCACGGCAUGCUCAAGAACUGGGAACGAUGUGAGAAGGGCAUAGAAGCAUCACUGGAGAAGCUGAGGGCCUUCAAGAGGAAGCUGUCUCUGCCGCUGCCUGACCACCAUGAGGAGCUACAUUCAGAGCAAAUCAGAUGCAAGGAGUUGGAGAGCAGUGUGGAGGGCUGGACUGAUGACCUCACUUCCUUGUUCCUUCUGAGGGACUCCUUGGAGGGCGUGGUCAGUGCAGAUGACAUCACUGUCCUACAGGAACGCCUCCAGCUGCUACAGCGCCAGUGGGAGGAGGUCUGCCACCAGCUUUCCCUUCGCAAGCAGCAGGUGAGCGAGAAGUUGAAUGAGUGGGCCGUGUUCAAUGAGAAGAACAAGGAACUCUGCGAGUGGCUCACACAGAUGGAGAGCAAGGUCUCUCAGAAUGGAGACAUCAGCAUUGAAGAGAUGAUUGAAAAACUGCGCAAGGACUACCAGGAGGAGAUCAGCGUAGCUCAGGAGAACAAGCAGCAGCUGCAGGUGAUGGGUGAGCGCCUGGCCAGGGCCAGCCAAGACAGCAAGGCGGCCGAGAUCCAACACAAACUCAGCAAAGUCAGCGAGCGCUGGCAACACCUGCUGGACCUCAUUGCUGCCAGGGUGAAGAAGUUGAGGGAGACCCUGGUCGCAGUGCAGCAGUUAGAUAAAAACAUGAGCAGCCUGCGGUCCUGGCUGGCUCACAUCGAGACGGAGCUGUCCAGGCCCAUCGUCUACGACACCUGUGACGACCAGGAGAUUCAGCGGAAGCUCAACCAGCAGCAGGAGCUGCAGAGGGACAUAGAGAAACACAGCACAGGCGUGGCGUCCGUGUUGAACCUGUGUGAAGUCCUGCUGCAUGACUGUGAUGCCUGCUCCACGGAGACAGAGUGUGACUCCAUCCAGCAGGCCACCAGAGGGCUGGACAGACGCUGGAGGAACAUCUGUGCCAUGUCCAUGGAGAGGAGGCUCAAGAUCGAGGAGACGUGGAGGUUGUGGCAGAAGUUUCUGGAUGAUUACUCCAGGUUUGAGGACUGGCUGAAGACCUCAGAAAGGACAGCAGCUCUGCCGAACUCCUCUGGAGUUCUUUACACCGUCGCUAAAGAGGAGCUGAAGAAGUUUGAGGCCUUUCAGCGUCAGGUGCAGGAGUGUCUGACCCAGCUGGAGCUCAUCAACAAACAGUACCGCCGCCUGGCCCGCGAGAACCGCACUGACUCCUCCUGCCGUCUCAGAGAAAUGGUGCAUGAUGGGAACAAGCGGUGGGAUAACCUGCAGAAGAGGGUGGCUGCCAUCCUACGCAGACUCAGGCACUUCAUCAGUCAGAGAGAGGAGUUUGAGUCGGCACGAGACAGCAUCCUGGUGUGGCUGACGGAGAUGGACCUCCAGCUCACCAACAUAGAGCACUUCUCUGAGUGUGACGUACAGGCCAAGAUAAAACAGCUCAAGGCGUUCCAGCAGGAGAUCUACCUGAACACGGGGAAGAUUGAGCUGGUGUUCAGGCAGGGUGAAGCUCUGAUCGAGAAGAGCGAACCUCUGGAUGCAGCCGUCAUCGAGGAGGAGCUGGAGGAGCUGCAGAGAUACUGCCAGGAGGUCUUCGGACGAGUUGAGAGAUACUACAAGAAACUCACGCGUCUGCCUUUGGCUGACGAUGAGCUCGAUGGCUCAGACAGAGAGCUGGACGUGGAGGAAGGAGGCGACCUCUCUGAGCUGCAGUGGGGCGACUCCUCUUUGCCCCGGACAUCCAGCCGUCAAGCCUCGGGUACGGCCACCCUCAUCCGGGCCGACCGCUCGGGACGGGACACUCCGGCCAGCGUGGACUCCAUCCCGUUGGAGUGGGACCAUGACUACGACCUGAGCAGAGGUCUGGAGAGCCCUGGAGGACGAGGCCAUGGGGAAAGGAGCAGAGGGCAAGAGGAGGAGGAUGAGUAUCUGAGGACGGCUGCCACAGUGCUGUCAGGUGAGCCAGGCCAGCUGGAGGCCAGUCUGAGACAGCUGGAUCAGGCUCUGGACGCAGGACGAUAUCACCUCCAGCAGAGAGAGGCCAGUGCCAACCGCUCCAGCCCCGACAUCGACUCCUCAUACAUGGGCUAUAUGCGUCUGAUGGGAGAGUGUCGAGGCAGUAUAGACGCCGUGAAGAAAACAGAGGGAGAGCUGACUGAAGAUGACGAUGACAUGCCGGGGCUCACCAACCCCACCAGCACAGACACUCAGAGUGCAGGUGUGAUUGAGCGCUGGGAGCUGAUCCAGGCUCAGUCCCUGAGCGAGAAACACCGACACAAACAGAAUCUGCAGCAGUGGCAGCAGCUGAUCACAGAUCUGCAGACCAUGAGGGCCUGGCUGGGUCAGUCUGAGGCUGAACUCAGCCAGCUGCGAGGGCUCGAUCUCAGCACCGAUAUACACACCAUCCAGCAGAGAAUCAAGAAGCUCAAGGAGCUGCAGAAGGGGAUGGACGCCCACAAGUCAGAGGUUCUGUCCAUCAACCUGAGCAGCGCAGACUUCCUCCAAUCAGAUCCCGACUCUGAGGAGGCCUGGGAGUUGAGAGACGGGCUGAAAGAGAUGAACUCGCGCUGGGAUCGGCUCGGUACCUCGCUGGAGGACUGGAGGGAGGAGCUGCAGAGGGCGCUGAUGCAGUGCCAGGAGUUUCAUGAGAUGAGCCACGGUCUGCUGCUGUGGUUGGAGAACAUCGACCGCAGGAGGAACGAGGUGGUGCCCAUCCCUCCCAAAGUGGAUCGUGAAACAUUACGAGCUCAUCACAAAACACUGACGCAAAUCAAGCGUGAGCUGCUGGACUCGCAGCAGAAGGUGUCGUCCCUUCAGGAGCUCUCGGCUCAGCUACUGAUCCAGGUUCAGGGCAGCGAGUGUCUGGAGGCCCAGGAGAAGGUGCACGUGAUCUGGAACAGGCUGAGGCUGCUCCUGAGGGAGGUCAGCUCAGACCUGGAGGGGCUGGAGAGGAGGCUGGAGACCGUGGACACACAGCAGGAUUGCUUGCCGUUGCCUCUUGGCAUAACAGAAAUCUGUGAAUCAGCUGCUCCUGUGUCAGAGGUGACCCUCGAGAGUCGCAAACGAUUGCCCCGAGGCAAAAGUAGUCAGGCCCACCCAGGACACCCUGAAAGCGGCCCGCGCCACAGCCGGAGCAGAUCACCAGGCGCCGCUGGCUGCGUUUCCUCCCGUUCUGACCUUCCGGACGGCAUCUCGUCGACCUCCUCCUCCUCCUCCGCGAAGGGCCAGUCCUUCCUGCUGCGGGUCCUCAGGGCUGCGCUCCCCGUCCAACUGCUCCUCCUGCUCCUCAUUGGUCUGGCAUGUCUAGUGCCCAUGACCGAGGAGGACUACAGUUGCCACCAUGCCAACAACUUUGCCCGCUCCUUCCAUCCAAUGCUGCGCUACACCAAUGGACCUCCGCCCAUAUGAGGAGCAGCUGAAUAUCUACCUACUGCUUUGCCAAGGACUCCACUGACUCCUGUGAAUGUUUCCUCUUCACCCCGUGCCCUAAAGCUACAAACUCUUCCCCUGCUGGGGAGCCACAUGCAUUAUGAAGUGAUUCAGAGGUGAUAUGAAGACUUCUCUCACUAACAUUGCACACCCACUCUCCUGAAAUCACCUCAACCCUUUAAAACUCUAACUCUCCAGACUAAAUGGACCUUCAUCUGGAGACCACCCUCCCCCAAUCCAAAUGUUUCAUUGUUUUAACUUAAAUGUGUAUAUUAUUUUUUAAGGUUUCUGAAGAAACCUGUGAAAUCAAUGAAAAACAAAGCACUAUUUAUAUACUCUAUGUUGGGAGCCAAAGUCGACCGUGCUUUUUGUCCAUGAUAUCCAGUGCUGCUACUAUUUAUUUAGUGUUCAAUCAGUUCAUAGAUUGUUAGUAUUGAUGAAGCUAAAGCACCACCAGUGUGGGAUAUUGUACCGGUAAGUUGUAGAGUAGACUAGAGUAGCAAUCAUUCACAGUCUUAGAAGUGAAGAGUUUCUCUCUGAAAGCACAGCAACAAAACUCAACAGGAAGAUGUAGCUUAGUGUUUUUUGCUUUACACAUUUCAAAAGAACCUGCUUAAAUUUUGAAAUGAAGUCUUCAUAUGACGUUAAAGCUAAAAUCUAAACGUAUAGCACUGACAUAAGCACUGUCGAAGGUACUGCACUGAAGCCGUCCAGCCAAGAUGGCCGACUUCUUUCCCCAAAAGCCAAGGCUUGUAUUCCUGUCUUUAAUUUAAGUAUUUAAUCAACUGGAGCCAAUAGAGAAAGACAUGAGCUCUCUUGUUUUAAAAAAAAAAAAAAAAAAUGAAACUGAUUUGUAUAUUAUAGUUGAAAUGCCUUUGAAUACAGGCAGAUAUUUUUUUAUCUUUCUGUUUGAGCAUGCACUUGAAACUCCCCUGCUUUUAAGAAAGCCAAACAAUCACUGGUAGUGUUUUAGUAGACGGCUGUGACAUUAAAUAAAUAGUGUGCUUUGUAAUAACUGCGCUAAUUACUCUGCAGUGAUGAGACAUCAGAAUCACUGCGUUGUUGAAACAGAAUCUGUAAAAAAUGAUGAAAUAUGAAAAUGGUUAUUUAUGUAUGUACAGUUUGCUAAUGCCGACUUCAUGAAGAAUACUCUCUUUGCAAAUAAUAAAACAUGAAAUAUUGA